AGACAUGAGUGAAUAAUGUUUACCACUCACGCUGCGGAAUCUAUGAGGAGUCGAAACUUUAGUCAGGUAUUGCCUCAUUAAUUCGACCCGAAAAAGCUCAAUUCAAGCUGCAAUCUCUCGAAAUCAUCGCACUUGAGGAUAUACCCGCAGCUGCAUCGAUUGAAUGAAAUCAUGAGGAAUAAAAACACGAAGAUUGUUGCGAGUUUUACUAACGUGACUAUCGAUCCUAGCUUUUGAAAACGCCGAGCCAGGUACUUCGGCGCAGACUUUUUUUUUUUUUUUGCGGGUGUACCUGUGCUUACGUGGCACUUAAUUUAUUUUUUAUAGGGAGACCGGUUUAAAAAUAACGAUUUUUAGGUGUUUUGUCCACUUUUUUUAUCGCGGCGAUACGAUGUAUUUUCAGAGGUUUAGUAAGUUGCGUGGCUGGGACUAGUUUACUUGGGCUGGGCAGCCAAUCAGCGUGAAACCGCAGUAACACUUACUAUUUCUACUUUAAUUUCAUCCUCUUUUGAUUUAUUCCAACGAUAACCUUCAAAAACAGCCUCGUACUGCACCCUUCAGAUAUUGACAGCAGGUUUCGAGGCGAGGUUUCAUAAGGAAGAGAAGUGUCAAAGCUGUGUGUGUGUGUUUUUGGUUGGUAAAAUGGAUGCGGGAAUAGAGAAGGAGUGCAGCGCUUUGGGAGGGCUCUUCCAAACCAUCAUGAACGAUAUGAAGGCGAGUUAUCCUGCCUGGGAGGACUUUGUCACCAAAGGUGCUAAGCUGCAAUCACAACUGAGGACAACAAUCAUCGUAACUAGCUCAUUCCUGGACGCUUUCCAGAAAGUCGCUGACAUCGCAACUGGAACACGAGGAGCAACGAAAGAGAUCGGAUCUGCCUUGACCAGAAUGUGUAUGAGACACAGAAGCAUUGAGAACAAACUCAAAUUGUUCACCACGGCUCUAAUGGAUAACUUGAUCAGUCCUCUGGAAAUGAAAAUAGAAGAAUGGAAAAAGGUUGCCAGUCAGCUGGAUAAAGAUCAUGCCAAAGAAUACAAAAAAGCACGUGCAGAGAUCAAGAAGAAAUCUUCAGACACAAUUAAACUGCAGAAGAAAGUUAAAAAAGGUAAAGAUGAUGUGCGCAUGCAGUUGGACAGCGCUCUUCAGGACGUCAACAUGCGCUACGCUGUGCUGGAAGAGACCGAGAAGAGAGCCGUGUGUCGAGCACUUGUAGAGGAAAGAGGAAGAUUCUGUUCCUUUGUCACAAUGCUCAAACCUGUCCUGGAUGAAGAAAUAAGCAUGCUUGGAGAAGUCCAUCAUUUGCAGACGAUUCUAGAAGAUCUUGGCAACCUGACAGCCGAUCCCAACACUUUGCCCCCUGCUAGUGAACAGGUUAUUCUUGAUCUUAAAGGCUCGGACUACAACUACUCAUAUCAGACUCCACCUGCGUCUCCUAGCAACACGCUGUCACGCAAGAGCAGCAUCAGCAGUAACUACACCUCUGUGCGUCAUGUUCCCUCUCUGGACUCCAUCUCCAGUGCAGUGGAUGGGCUUCAUCUGCGAGCACCUGAUGCAACACAGGAGAAGAGCAGUGUUAACAGUCAGCCUUGGCAAGGUCAGAUCACUCCUGGCACAGAAAACGGGACCUCCAUGCCCCCACCACACAAACCUUACAGCGGGCAUGAGGAGAGGGCCAGGACACUGUCCACCUCAGGCAAGCCACAGAAAUCCAGGGAGCAGCUGGGUCUUACUCUUGGAGGCGGGUUUAAUUCAGAUGCUCCUCGAACAAGUCAAGAUUCCCUCCACUGCUCGAGUGGAUACAGCACGCAGACUACUACACCAUCCUGCUCGGAAGACACAAUACCUUCACAGCAUGAUUAUGACUAUAUCUCUCUGCACGGUGGAGAGGACUGCCACGGUCAGUCCGAUUUUGAUAAGUCAUCCACAAUCCCUCGCAACAGCGACCUGAGUCUCAAUUACCGCAAAAUGUUUCAAAGCAAGCGUCCAGCAUCCACCGUCAGUCUGUUGAUGGAUCCGGAGCCUAUCGGGCCGCACACAGCCACUAUUCGCCGCAAACCCUCCAGUAAACCCAACAUCCGUCGUGGAACCAUCAGUGGAGGAGUGCCCAUACCCAUCUUAACACCACAGGUGCCGCUGAAGGUGUCCAUUUCUAGUACCGGUCUGAGUGGCAGUGAGGAGACUGUUUGUCCAUCUGGGGUGACUCAGAAUAACAGGGCACCUGGCUCAGAUCUGACUCACACCACACAUAAUCUCUGUACGUCCACCCAGAGUCUGAGUGCCAUGCCACCUCCAUACUAUUCCAUGUUCCCUGGGCAGCCACCGGUGGGCAGCUCAGAGCAGCUGUAUCAGAUGAGCAAGCAACAACAGUAUGCAUUGCACCAACAGCAACAGAGGCAAUAUCAACAACAGCUGCAGAACCAAUAUAUUCAACAACAUAAUCAUCAACAACACAAUCAACAGCAACAACAGUACAAUCAACAACCGCAACAACAAUAUAAUAAACAACAGCAAUAUAACCAACAGCAGCAACAGUAUAAUCAACAACAGCCACAACAGUACAAUCAGCAGCAACAGUUUAAUCAACAGCAGGAGCAGCAAUAUCAACAACUGGUACAUCAAAAGGAGAGAGAGCAGAAGUUGAAACAACAGCAGCAUGUAAUGCGUCAGUGUCAACAGCAGCAACAUGAAAAUCAACAGCAGCCACAGAAUAUUUCUACUCACAAUUCCAGCAUGCCACUUGCAAGUGGUUCGCCUAAUUCCGACCAGCCUGUCUUGGAUCGUUCCAACGAUGUUCCUGAUUCUAGCAGUGGAAGUGAGAUGUUGAGCAUGAUCCGUAGAGUCAAACUUCGCCGGACAAUUACCAACGACCGUUCGGCGCCUUUCAUCACCCCAAACCAUCUCAACUGAUUUCUGUUCAAAUUCUUUUAAUUCUUCUGAUGCUUUUGACAUAAUUUGCCUUUUCUGAAUAUUUUUUUUAUGUAACAAGACAUCUUUUCAAGCCUUUUUUAUUGUUGUAGUUUGCACACAUUUUUUAUUUUUUAGCGGAGGCACAACUGUUGACAAAUGUACUACUCCUGCCACAUGAAAAGACUUUUUGAUUCUGGAAAAUCAAUUUUGAUUUAACUACACUGUGUGUGAACAAUCUUUUUUUAAACCACAAUGUUAUGUCUGUGCGAAUGUUGCCUCUCAACAAAUUAAAAUUAAAUUCCACAGGCUGUGUGCUUUACGCUAUAUAUACAGAUAUAUAUAUAUAUAUAUAUAUGUAUGUAUUUAGAUAUAUAGAUCAAGCAUUGGAGCUUAAGAUAUAUAGACCUUAUUUGUUUAUGUUGUAUGUGCAGAAGAAAACAGCACUCAGCCUUUAUUAACUGUGGUUAGAGAUCAAAAAGUUCUGUAUAUAUUAGCAAAAUGAUUGAAAGGCUGUUGUAUUAUUUUUGUUUUUCCAUUUGUUUUUUAAAUUAGUUAAAGCAGCACUAGGCGUCUAUUUUUGUACAAACUGCACCACUGCCUUUAAUCCGCCCAAUUACUGGACAUGCAAUGCAGUUGCAAUUAAUGCAGCCCAUGAGAGGAAAGGAGGGAGGGAAGAAGAGUUGUGACUGGGUGGAUGAAUGAAGGACUGGAAUAGUGGAUCAUAUUUGUGUUGCUUAUGAUGACUGUGAGAGCUUACGAGGCGUCACUGUGGUUAUUUAUUCAACCUGUUUGAUUCUGAAUCAUUUGUUUACCAAAUCUUUGAUGCAGUUGCCUCAUAGAUGCAUAUAAACCUGCUCUCCUGGAUGAUUCGGUAUAAAGAUUUUGACCCAUUUUGACUUGUUUUGAACAUUUUUUUUGUUUGUUUGUUUAGUUGUUAUACCAGGAAAAUCUGUGAUUCAAAACAGUUGCAAAAAUUGCAUGUCUGAUGCAUAGCUUUUCUUAAAAACUUGUUUUUUUUGUUUGUUUUUUUUUUACCUGAAAGAGGAAUAUUUUAUCAAAGUCAAAGUGCCCCCGUUCCUCAAAUAUGCAAAUACAAAGCUUAUUUAAUGAAAAUGGAAAGCAAUAGAAUAUUAACCUACUUAAUGUCCCAAAUCUCAUUAAGCAACUUAAUGCAUCUUAAUGAAUCAUUCUAACCCUAAACCUCAAUAAGAAGCUAACAUUAUUCACACAAGGGGAAUCCAAACAGCUUUCUAUUGCCGUUUUGACAAACGCUUCUCCUAAAAAGGUAUCUCAGAGGACGUUUGGAAUGAAUGUUCACAACUGAAAUAGCAAUUCUGUUCUUUAUCAGAGUAUUUUUAUUUUAUUUUUAUUUGUGUGUUACUUUAACUUUACAUUUAAGGCUGUGCCUAGUUAGGCCUUUACUGAAAUAUCUUCAGGCAUUUGAUGAAUGUUAUUUUAAAAGCAAAUGGUAAGCCUAGUUCAGAUGCUUCCCCAUUUUUGGUUAAUCCUUUUUAAUUGAUUUUUCUAAAUACAUUUCAUUUAGAGUUUGCUCUGCGUGUGGAUUACCCCGAAUUUUGUUGGUUUGUUGUGAUGCACUUUUUUUAAUUUUGCUACGCUUCCCUCUUGUUUUCUUACAGGAAAGCUAAUGCUGGACGUUUGCUUUCAAGCAUAAAAGUGCACCACCAAUGCUAUGGUUUUCAUUGCCUUUUAACAUAUUAAAUAUCAGGUUCAUUUCAUCAAGCAUCAUUUUUAUAACAUCUCUAAAUGAGAUUGUUGACAUCGUAUGAAUUCUUAAAGGUACAGGUCCCCCAAAAUGGAAAAUUCUGCCAUCGUUUACUCACCCUUAUGUUGUUUUUAACCUUUAUGACUUUUUGUUAGUCGGUUUUGUUUAGUCUCUAACACCAUUCCCUUUUGUUGUAUCUUUUUUUUUUCCCUCUAUACAAUGAAAGUGAAUGGUGACUGAGACUAUUAUUCCACCCAACAUCUCAUUUUGUGUGCCAUGGAAGAAAAGAAAAUCAUAUAGGAUUCAAACAACAUGAUGGUGCGUGAUUUUAUUUAUUUUGUUUUUACUAUGAAUAAUACAAAAAUAGCAUUGAUGAGACUAAUGAGCAAUAUCACAAGAGCAUAAGUGCUGUUGUACUGGGUAUCAUUAUAUUUUGAGUAACUUUGAGUUAUUUUUCUGCAAUGAUGAAUACAGUUCCAAACUAAACCACUUGUCCAAUUUAUGAAGCCCUUCAGAGGAGAGAAUUUAUUUUCUGAAAUACUUAGUUCCCUUGCAGUAUCUGUAUUCAUCCCUGAAGAAAAUUAACCAUGGUUUUACUACAGUAACCAUUGUUCAACUAUUGUAUUUAUAGUAAGCCUAUAGUAACCACAGAAUUUACCAUGGUUUUACUACAAUAACUAUAGUUCAACAAUGGUAUUUGUAGUUAAACCGUAACCGAAAAAAUGAACCAUGGUGUACUACAGUAACCAUAUUUUAACCAUGAUAUGCGUAGUAAAACCAUAGUAAUAAAACGGGAAAACAUAAACUAUGGUAAUAAAAAAACAGUCAUUCUGCCAAAGGAAAAAAACUAUUUUACAAUAGUAACAUCAUGGUUAGUUUAUGGCACGAGUAUGUUUUUAAAAACAUGGUUUUACCAAAAAAAAAACAUGUCCUCACAAAAAUUUUCCAUGAAUUCACUACAGUAAACCUGCAGUAACCAUGUAACCAGUUUUAAAAACCAUGGUACAUGUACCACAAAUUAACUAUGGUGUUACUAUAGGAAAACGAAUCAUGUUUUUAUCUUAUUUACUUUUUGGGGGGAAGAAUGAUUAUGAUAUUUAGUACCAUAGUGGUUUUCCUGUAUUAUUACUAUGGUUUUUACCACAAAGAUCAUGGUUAACAUAUGGUUACUGGAGUAAAGUAGAAAAACCAUGGCUAAUUUUCAUAGGGAUUAGAGGGAUAGAAAAUAAAUUACCUCCCUGUCCUCUAAGGGGAUCCAUACCAAUUAAAGUUGAGCACCGGAACUGCCUUCAGUAACAUUGAAUAUGACACACAUCUAACCAUGAUGCUACAUGUAAUGAACUUGAUAUUCAGAAAUAUCCCUCUAAGUCUUGUGUGUGUUUGUGUGAGUGAAAUGCUCCUCUGCAGUCCGACAGCACCUCUCGGUCAUUUAUUAUUUCCGUCUCACACAUGUGCUGGCAGGUGUGCUUUUGUUUUCUCAGCCAAACAAUGGAGGCAAAUUUAAAAUGGCUAUGAAAUGUCUCCACAACAGUUUUUUUUUCCCCAUAUCUUACCUCAUUCUUCUUUUACCGCUCGCCACUUUCCUUUUUCAUCUUAUUCUCCAUCUAGGGUUACUCCACACCUGUCUGGCAGUGGAUAGGAUUUCUCAACCCUUCUCCAUACUUAUACUCAAUUCUCCGGUGUCUGCAGUGAUUUAGACUCUUCCAAAGAAGUUCAGCUCUGACACAAUAGUCUUCAGGCCUUUUACUGUAGGACUGGCUUGCAGCUGCUGUACGACAAAUGUCUGAGGUUUUUAAUUUGUGAAAAGGAGACUUUCACUUGUUUUCUUUUCUGAGAUACAGGUUGGUUUAACCCUAGCGAGUGUUGCCUUCUAAGGUACCGUGAUAUGUCCUUUAAGUGCUGGUGUAAGUCCAGGUUUUUAUCAUGUUAAUAAUAAAAACCUACAGUAUUUUUCAUACAGUUGCCAUUCACAGGAGGGUUCAAUUCAUUAAGUGUGAUGAGAAGGCCUUUGUUAAUGAUUGAUUUGAGAUUUAUGCUACAGUACUGACGUUGAGAGUGUGCUUGUGGUCUCUGAUGUGAUUGAGCUGAGAAUGGUUGACCCCUGCUGUGUGUGCAAGUGUGUGCUAGAGAGUUGAUCUCUCAAGGUUUAGAUAUCUCUUUCUCUGUGCGACAAUAUGUUUCUAAUGUCUGUAGUCAAUGCUGAAGCCUCAAACAAAAUGGAAUGUGGGUUUUAAAAUAUACCAAUGUUGAAAAGGAAAUAUCUGAGUCCUUGUUUUGAUUUGCUUCACUUCAUGUUUUGAAAAUGUUUUUAAUCCAUGCUUAUGCAUUAGGGCUGUAACGGUACAUGUGUCCGCGCUGAACCGAAUGGAUACAGGGCCUUCGGUACAGUACAUGCAGUCGCACAAAUGAUUACAUAUCUUAGCAUGUGUGAAACCAAUAUUAAAACAACAUAUAACGAACAACACAAACCGUGUAGAACUAAAAUGAAAAAAGAUUGCGGAGCAAUACGUUGUUUGGGAGUAUUAUGGUUUCUCAGUAAACUACAGUAAUACUGGGCAAUGAGUAGUGAACUGUGUGUCGGCUCUGUUGCACUGGUAUCACAUCAAACAUGAUGACUCAUUUGCGGUGACAUCAUCCACAUGUGUCUCUUGACCUUACGGGAGCAAAGCAUAAACAGCCUGUGCAAGUUAGUCUCGCCACGGCGUUUAAGCAGCCUCUCGCUGCAAGCUCAGACAGAGCUAAAGGGAUAACGAACGCCAUAGGAGUAUUACUGCUGCAGAUAUGCGACCAUACUCAGUCAUCAAGAACACAGGAUAUAAGCAUCAGCUUAACGUGCUUGAGCCCCUUUAUAAAGUUCCUACAAGAAUGCAUUUCAGCAAUUCUGUAGUGCCCGCAUGGGACAUUGUCAGUGCUAACAGAUCCACUCUCUCCUCUGAUAAUAUGGAUAUUCUGAUUUUCCUGAACAAACAACUUGAAAAUUGAGUGAUAAGUACAAGCGGUGAGCUGAAAGGCAAAAGAUACACAAAUCUGCACUGCUAAUGUCUUAAUUUUGUCACAAUUAUUAUAAUUGCACUUUUUUUACUUUUAUUAUUAUUUAUGUUUUUAUUCAAUGUGCAUAUAAGAGGCUCUUAAGUUUUGUAUUGUAAGUUCGUUGAAGAAAUAUGCAUAAAUGAGCCUUCACAAUCAGCCACUGUUUUCAAAAUAAAUGAUUUAAAGAAAGACUCUUUGUUUUCCCUGCUGUACCGAAACCAUACCAAACCAUGACCCCAAAUCCAAGGUACGUUGGAACCGUGAAUUUUGUUUACCGUUGCAGCCCUAUUAUGCAUACAUUUAUCUCAAAUCUGCCAUUUAUAUUAUUACAGUGAUUGCAAGACAGCACUAUUGAUAUUCCUGUUUGUAUUGUUUUCUAUCAUUUUCUACAACUAUUAUAGCUUGUAUUACGUAAAGUACCAAUUCCAAAGUACUUUUUAAGAAAUGUAUUAAAGUUUGACCAUGUCGGUUUCAAUUUCAUCAAAAAAUUGCGUUAUUUUUGUAUAAUAAUAAAAAAAAUUAAAAAUACAUAUUUUAAGUUCAAUUUAGUUAAGCAUUACACAAUUCAACUAAAAAACAAAUCGCAUUUGUACAUCUUAACUGAGCGUCGCCACUUCUCAUAGAGCAUUUUUGCGUGGCAGAUAGCGUAAUGUGACAGUGAAUAACAGUCAGCAUGGUCAAACCCUCUGCAAGAAAUAAUAUUCUGAAGUUUCGGACGUUGAAUCCUCUGCUGUGAGUAAUGUUCCUGUAUUUGUGAGGUGCUGUGGAGAACUUAAACUUAUU
Molecule: messenger RNA, 8440 nt
Organism: Myxocyprinus asiaticus (Chinese sucker)
Lineage: Eukaryota; Metazoa; Chordata; Actinopteri; Cypriniformes; Catostomidae
Product: protein MTSS 1-like
Exons: 14
Coding region: 643-2904 (753 amino acids)
Biological process (GO): plasma membrane organization; cell projection assembly
Cellular component (GO): actin cytoskeleton; cytoplasmic side of plasma membrane
Molecular function (GO): phospholipid binding; actin binding
Source: RefSeq, a predicted model, not a curated record